CUUUAGAUUGCACCGAAUCUCUUCUCUUCUCUUUUCCUUUUCCCUGCGCUCAUCGUUUCCGUCGCAGACGAGGCGCACGCGCGUCCGAACCAACCCCACAGACGUACUAGUGCAUGUAUGAAGAAGAGGAGGCUUUUUGAAGCGUUGACUGCGGCGAUCUCGUGCCAAGGAGCCCGAACAGGUAGCGAGCGCAAUGAUGCUGAGCGACGACUUCACACCGGUUUGUUUACUGUGUGCUGAGACCCACGCCAACUUAGUGUGCUUUUCACACGCCACGGGAGGAUUCAGUCGUUGCGCAGACGACUCCUUACUAGUAGCAUAAUGCCUGUUGACCAAACGUGGCCAGUCUCCUUCCAAAGUCCUCAGACCAUCUUCAGGUGUCCAGUGCUUCACUAGCGCACUAAGCUCUCUGAGCCGCUGGGCCCGACCGCCCCCCCUCAGGCUUUGGCUGGCCGGCAUCCAGCGGAUUUGAUGCGCCGGCUUGUCUACUGCAAGGUGGUCUUGACCACCUCUUUAGUUUGGGUGCUGGUGGACGUCUUCUUGCUGCUGUACUUCAGCGAGUGUAACAAAUGUGACGACAGGAAGGAUGGCUCGCUGCUUCCUGCUCUCCGCGCCGUGAUAUCUCGUAGCCACGAGGGGCCCGGUGAGAUGGGAAAGUCUGUGAAUAUCCCCAAGGAGGACCACGAGAAGAUGAAGGAGCUUUUUAAGAUAAACCAGUUCAACCUGAUGGCCAGCGAUAUGAUUGCACUCAACAGGAGUUUGCCGGAUGUCCGCUUGGAUGGGUGUAAGACCAAGGUAUACCCAGACAACUUGCCAAACACCAGCAUCGUCAUCGUGUUUCACAACGAGGCAUGGAGUACGUUGCUGCGGACAGUUCACAGCGUCAUCAGUCGCUCUCCCAGACACUUAAUCGUGGAAAUCCUGCUCGUGGAUGACUUCAGUGAGCGAGACUUCUUGGGGAAAAAGCUGGAGGACUAUGUACAGACUCUUGAUGUUCCAGUGAAGAUCUUGAGGAUGGAGCAGCGUUCAGGUCUUAUCCGAGCCAGAUUAAGGGGGGCAGCUGCCACGAAAGGUCAGGUUAUCACUUUCCUGGAUGCCCACUGUGAGUGCACUGUGGGAUGGCUUGAACCCUUGCUCGCCCGCAUCAAAGAGGACAGGACAGCAGUGGUGUGCCCCAUCAUCGAUGUCAUCAGUGACGAGACCUUUGAAUACAUGGCAGGCUCAGAUAUGACCUAUGGCGGAUUCAACUGGAAGCUGAAUUUCCGCUGGUACCCCGUUCCCCAGCGGGAGAUGGAUCGGCGGAAGGGGGACAGAACGCUUCCUGUCAGGACCCCCACCAUGGCAGGAGGGCUCUUCUCCAUAGACAAAACGUACUUUGAAGAAAUAGGAAGCUAUGAUCCAGGGAUGGAUAUCUGGGGUGGAGAGAACUUGGAGAUAUCUUUCAGAAUCUGGCAGUGUGGCGGUUCCUUGGAGAUUGUCACGUGUUCCCAUGUUGGCCACGUGUUCCGGAAGGCUACUCCCUACAGCUUCCCCGGAGGAACGGGCCAAGUCAUCAACAAGAACAACAGACGGCUGGCAGAAGUCUGGAUGGACGAUUUCAAAGAUUUCUUCUAUAUCAUAUCACCAGGAGUGAUGCGAGUGAACUACGGGGACGUCUCUUCCCGCAAAGCCCUCCGCGGGGCCUUGAAGUGCAGACCCUUCUCCUGGUAUCUGGAGAACAUCUACCCGGACUCCCAGAUCCCGAGAAGAUAUUACUCGCUUGGUGAAAUCAGGAAUGUUGAGACCAACCAAUGUGUAGACAACAUGGGACGAAAGGAAAACGAGAAAGUCGGGUUCUUCAACUGCCACGGCAUGGGUGGAAACCAGGUGUUCUCAUACACGGCGGAUAAAGAAAUUCGCACAGACGACCUCUGUCUGGACGUGUCCCGCCUCAACGGGCCUGUCGUCAUGCUCAAGUGUCACCACAUGAAGGGCAAUCAGAUGUUUCAGUACGAUGCCGACAGACUCACCUUGCUGCAUGUGAACAGCAACCAGUGCUUGGACAUGCUGUUGGAGGAGGACAAGAUGGUCCCCACCUUGCGGGACUGCAACGGAAGCCGUUCCCAGCAAUGGCUGCUCCGCAACAUGACCCUGAGUCUCUGAUUCCUCUGCCAUUGUGUCGUCAUAUCACUCAGUCCCGAUUCUUCACGCCUUCAUCAGGUGGCGCCAGCCUUACUCCUCUUUUGCUAAUUGCCUCCGUCAUCAUAUAUAGAGGACCCUGUAGCACCUGGUCACCUUGCACUUUGGAGGAUUUUCCUUUUACAGGUUCAAGAGACGCUGCCCUUCAAGCUACAUAACAAGCCGCAGAACAGGCAAUUAAAUCUGCUGCUAGUUGUACAAACACUGCUAGAAAAACCUCUGCUUAGCUGCUAGACAUUGAAAAAAGGAGGAUCUGUGUUUCAGUGUGCAAGACUUUGAGUUCGCUGGUACGAUCCUUUCAACAACAUAAUCCUUGUUGAUGUACUGUAACAGUAAAUCAUCCUUCUUUCAUAUCAGUUAUUUGCAUCAAAAUGAAACUGUUAAUUGUCCAGGGACCAUUUUCCAAAAAAAAAAAAAAAUCUGCUAAUGCCAUAUGAGCUUAUAUUUUAUAUCUUUUUUUGAUGUGCAAAUAUACGUACAUAUAUUAACUUAAAAUUGUUAGGGUGUGAAGGUUUGUAAAAUGUUGGACUGCAAAGAAGUAACCGAGCCUUGUUGUAAUAAACCAACAGUCUCUAUUUGGGAGGCGCUGAUACCACCUUUUCAGAGUACAAGUACUUACAGUCCAGUACUGGCUGUUACCAAGUACCGAUACUUAAUAAUCUCAUAAGAUUUUGCGAUUGUGAUGAAAAAUGAUUUUUUUUUAACAUUGCAUAGGUUUCACUCAAACAUUUAAUAUCACUUUUCAGAGUAACAUUUUGUCAUUACUGACAUUUUAAUAUCCAAAUGUAUUUUUACUUUUAGUCUUAGCCACAGAUUUCCAUUUGUAGUUCUUAACUAAAACUGGCAGGAAAACUGAAAUGAUAAAUUUUUACACCUUUGGUUAUGUUUUGUUAUUUUGGACUAUGUUUUCAAAAGGUUUUAAUGAAGCAUGUUCUGUACAGUAUUAGUUAUAGAAUUGCCAGAGUUAUUCAAAUAAUGUUGAAGCGACCAAAGGAUCCGUAAUUGAUUUAAUGAGCCAUUCAUAGUUUCACUGUCCAGGACGUUGUGUCGUUACAUUUGCAUGCCUUAAUCUUUGAGGUUAUAUGGAUAUGUUACAGGUAAAAUCAACAAUGAUAAUUUGCAAGCGGCUAAAAUUGUCACCAUCCAAGUUCACCUUGAGUUGUCUCAACAUGGCUUACAUUGCUCCAACAUGAAGGCUGGUGAAUGUUUGUGGUGUUGAAGUAUCAUUUCUACAAUAUUGGCAGAUGUAAUAAUACUGCUAUUGGUGUAUCCCAAGGGUCUAAAACAAAAAACUAAAGAAGAGGGUGGAAACGGCCCAAAAUUCACAGGAGAAAUAGGGUGAAAACCUGUCCCAUCAGCUAUUGUAAAGAAACAAAAAGACAAUCUUGGUAACUGAUUGGGAGCUGAUUAUUAAUAACUUCCAGGUGCGUGCCUCUUUGUUCUUAAAGGGAAAAAGGAGAAACAAAAAGGUGAAAAAGGAGAAACAAAAAAGAAAAGUCAACUGACUCAGACAGAACUUUAGGGAAAAUGAUGUCUCUGGUUGAGUAUUUCCCAUGGCAACGGUUGAGUGACAUUUAAAAGUGGUGUUGCUAGGAGAUGCACUGUAAACAUUGUGGAACAUAUUGUAGAAAGGUGUUUUAUGAGCACACCGAAGCACAACUCUCAUCAAAAAGUCAGUAGUCUAUCAGCUGUCCUUAAGCAACCUUGAACAUUUUUCAACAGUCGUGUUGAUUCCUGCUAUUCGAAUACCUGUGUGCUUUUAAUUAUAGCGAGACGUCUACUUACGAACGUCUCUUGUAACGAACAAUUCAGGUUACGAAAGCCUCCUCAGAAAAAUAUUAUCUCUAGUUAUGAAGGAAAAUUCAGGACACGAAAGGAAUGAAUAGGCGCUACAUUCGGAAGACCCAAAUUCCACGGAACGUAAACAUCCUGUAUCUUCUUUUGUGUGGCGCAAUAGAACUUUUCUCCCAUUGGCUAUUGCCAUAGCAUCUUCCUGGCAUCCCAUUGGGUAGGAGGGACGUCAAUCUUGAGCUAUGAUGCUUGUCGCUUCCCUUGGACACUAGACUGUCCCCAAAUCACGCUAGCGCUGUCACGAGCUAGCACACAUUAGAAAAGUACAACUUUUUCAUUUGUGUCUUUUGCAAGUUCAUUCAUCUUUCUUCACGAUGGGCGCCAAGAAACUUUAGUGGAACUAAAUUGUGUGUGUGCAUACAUUUGUACGUAUGUUUACUCUCUGCUGUCAAAGUUUGUCGUCCUCCCUUCCCAAUGAUGCCUUUUGCUUAUCACUCACCCUUCUUUUCAUAUGGUCACCCAACACAAAGGUAAAUGAACAUAAUUUUUUUAUUAUUAUUUACAUUAUGUACUUUAAAUCCUUAUGGGGCAGCUUGGAACAGAUUAGGCUAUUUACAUGUAAAAAGUGCUUCUACUUACUACUACUUAGGAAACGUCACGUUAUGAAACGACUUCCAGAACAAAUUAAUUGCUUAAGUAGGGGUACCGCUGUUUUUUGAGGGUCUGUUGAAACAGUUGUAUUAUUGUAUCCCCCCCUGGAGAUAGACACAAUACAAAGCAUGUCAGUUUGAAAACUGAUGAAUACAGAUUCACAUUAUGCAUGGAAAAAAAAAAUCUAAAGUGCUUAUAUAUGACCUUUUUAGAGAUUGGAAGACUUCAACAACAUAAAAAAAGAAAACAUUUCAAGUGUCCAUUAUAAUUUUCAGACAAAGACAAAAGGAAUUGCCAUAUUUAAUCAUAGAGUGGCCUCAACUCUGCUAAUUAUGGUGUAUGUCCCAAAAUAAAUCCCGUUCUUUUCCCCCUCAGGAUAUUAAAAAUGGUGUAAACUGUAAUUACCACGUUCAUAGGCACUAUUAUUCUCACACGGACAUGAAAGACUUAACUACUCCUUUUCCCUUUGCUGCAAACCAAAAUGGCAGCAAAGCACAGGAACUCUGCCCGAUUAAUUCAAUUGCAAUUUCUGGACUCGACCUCCCUCUUGAGACCUUGCAUCACGUCAAAAUCGGUACUACGGCACUGAAGAUUUUAGAUGAAGAAUUACCAUUACAUAUGUGAAUGAAACUCAGUCAGUACAGCUUUUACUGUAAAAAAAAUAAAUAAUUGAAUUGAAAUUUAGAACGAAUUCCAACAUAUUUUCAGAUCGGGCAAUAAUCGUAAAAUGAAUAGUAAUCGUACCUGUGAAUGUGCCUUUUUGCAAUAUUUCUUUAUUCUUUUGGUAAAUUCCAUUAGAACCAAUUAGUAUUACAGUAUUUGUUUCACAAAACAAAGAUCUAAUGAACGAAUGCUGCUUAAAGACUGCAUCCCUGCUAAGUGCCUGUUUGGCAUUCAGACCAAGGCUCCCAUUCAUUGUUUGCUUUGUUUUUUUUUUUUAAAUUUGGUUCAAUGCAUGAUGUUAUAAUUGGGAUGUAUUUUUUCAGUGUACUGGUCCCUAAAUGAUGUUUCCUGUUUGUACAGUCUUCUUUUUUUUUUAGAUAAAAAUAAAAAGAUGAUUUAAAAAAAAAAAUUUUUAAGUGUCAAGGAAAGGAUCCUCUGUCCUUCCACAAAGAUUGUGCUUGUACAGCUACAAAAGCAGUGGAAUACCAAUAAUUGGUGUCUACUUCAAGUACCACUUACUGUACCUUUUGGUGACAGGAUGCACUGCCUCCUACCCUCUUGGCUAACAAGACAGAUUAAACACUGCAGUAUUUUCAA
Molecule: messenger RNA, 5880 nt
Organism: Syngnathoides biaculeatus (alligator pipefish)
Lineage: Eukaryota; Metazoa; Chordata; Actinopteri; Syngnathiformes; Syngnathidae
Gene: galnt13
Product: UDP-N-acetyl-alpha-D-galactosamine:polypeptide N-acetylgalactosaminyltransferase 13
Exons: 12
Coding region: 472-2142 (556 amino acids)
Cellular component (GO): Golgi apparatus
Source: RefSeq, a predicted model, not a curated record